AUGCAACCCCGACGAGGCCGCUCCACUCGACCUUUUCUGGACCUGGACGUCGGCCGCAUCGUUCAGAACCACACGAUUAUCCACACUCGUGAUACCUUUUUGGGACCGGGCGGUUUUAGUCAUCAUGGAGGCUCCACGGUUCACUUCGUCAAACGACCGCGGAUGGAAGUGGAGGGAGACUCCUUCGCCACUUUCCAGCCAAUGCCUUCGACCGAGUCAACGACGACUUUGGAACAAGAUGACCUGGGCGACGAAGAAGUAGAAGGGUCUACUGGGCAAAAACGCAAACAAUAUGUCAGCUCGAGCAAUCCCAUGUCGCAAUGGCGGCCUAUGAAGGGCCUUUUCCUCGACGAGAUCCUCCGUCAUGAAGGCCUUGGAAACGAUCUGGGAAACCCUGUCUGUGCUCAUUGUCAGACUGCUUUCCACCCAGGGUCGCCCUCUGGCCCCCGCUUCUUUCGCUGCGAGGAUUGUGGUCCUCACCUGCAAUGUCUCGAUUGCUGUCUCGCUGUACAUGAAAGGUUUCCGCUUCACAGUUUCCAGGAAUGGAACGGAAACUUCUGGACCGCAUGCUCAUUGAAUCAACUAGGAUACAUCUACCAGGUUGGGCAUGGCGGAUUCUCUUGUCCACUUCCAGAUGGCGUCGUCCACUCGCUGACAAUUGUCGACCUUCCCUAUAUCCACACACUCCGCAUUCGCUACGGCAACUGUUCUCGCUCUCGACAUGCCACCAAAGUCUCUCAACUGCUUCGCAACCUCUGGUAUCCGGCAACAGUCAUCGAACCGGCAACCUGUAUAACUUUUCGGUCUUUGAAGGCCUUCCGUCUAUUCAACGUCGUUGGCAAUCUGAAUGUUACCGAUUUUAUCACCUCCUUGGAGCGCAUGACCAACAGCUUGGCCGUGUCUGGUCUUGUGUCUAUCCCGGAACGGAGUCGACAAUUCCAGCGCAUUUCCCGGCAAUGGUCCUUCUUACAACGUUGCAAGAGGUCCGGUCGUGGGCAUGAUCCUGCCGACCUCGACGCCACUCCCCUCGGCACAUGUGCAGUGAAUUGCUGGGCGUGUCCACAUGAUGGCCGAAACCUCCCCGUCAAUUGGAAGUCUGCUGAUCCUCGAUUACAGUUUCUCUAUAUGCUUAUUUUGGCGAUGGACGCAAAUUUUCGUCUCAAAAAUCGUAUUCGUGCAAACGAAAUCAAUGAUCCUCCCCUAGGCCCAGGGUGGGCUUACUGGGUAGAACCGUCUGCCUACCAAGCCCACGUCCAAAAAUAUGUGAGCGAAACGGACAUGUCUACUUGUACAGCUUUUGCGGCUCUGCUCCAAAAAGACACUCGCAUGACAACAGGACUCCGUGUUUCUGGAGUUGGCGGUUGUGUCUGUGCUCGUCAUGAGUGCGUGCGACCUAACGGUCUCGGGGAUUUGCAGAAAGGGGAAAGGUACUGCAAUAUGGACUGGAUCCUGUUUUCGGCAAUUAUGGGGUGGAAGCUCCAUCUUCGCGAACGAAUGGCCCGACUUCCAACCGAAAUGCGGGUCGACCUCGACACCAUCACUGUGCAAUUCGGCCUACCAGUAUGGCACCAAGAGUCACACAAGGGCGACUGUAAAGAGAACAACAGUCUUAGCUAUAAAAGUGGCGUUGCGAAAACCGAUGGUGAAGGUGUGGAACGUGUUUGGUCUGGUCUCAACCCUGCCGCUCUCGCCACGAAAGAGAUGGGCCUUGGGAAUCGCGCUGAUGUACUGGACGACCGUAUCGACAAUCAUAACUUUUUGAAGAAUAUGACACUAGGCAAUACUUUGCAGCGCCGGCUUGUCGUGGCCCGUAACGAACGCGGCCGUCAGGUCAAUGCCUUUCAGGUCGUCAAUGAUGGGAUUGAUGCCGAGUUACAACGAACCUGGAAGCGUCAAGUUCGCGAAUGGGAGCAGGAUAACACGCGCCCUAAUCCGUAUGUUCUCCCCACCCAAGGUUUUCCCUCCGAGGCCGAGAUUCGCUUGGAACUACAGCAAGAGGAGCGACAACAUAACAUCGACGGGCGAGCGUUUAUCGCGGGAGGGAGUGCUACCUCUUUCCUAUCUGCAGGUCUUCAAAUUGAAGAUUCACAGUUCAGGAUCCACGAAUUCAAGCGCGAGCAUGUCGUCUUGACCGCAGAUCACCAAGCCAAACUAGAAGAAAUACGUGGCGCCGUACUCCGCAAGAUCGCUCGAUUUCGUGAACUCCAGCAUGUGUAUAUGCCUGGUGCGGCAGCCGUCAUUGCAGAGAGUGAACUCCGGCGCGACUCCGACGCAGCGCCACCGUCUCCUGAAGACAUCCCCUUAUUCAUGCCGAGCCAAAUGCCGAAGGGACCGGCCAAUGUGGUUAUCGGCUGUAUCGUGGCCUUGCCUGAAAUCGAGGAACGCUUGCGAGUUGCGCAAUGCCAGAACUCGCUCAGCCAACUACGAUUCAAGCUACACAGCAAACGAUGGCUCGUCGCUUACCGCAACGCUAAUCUUACUGGCCAACACCAAACGACCAAAGCGGUCAAACUUCUGCAAACCGUCACCGAGCGAGCAAACAGCAUUGCAUCCCGAUAUCGCCGUGGGUAUCUCGCUCUCCAGUUACUGGGCUGUUUAUCCAAGUACCCGGCACUUCGCGAGCUCAAGGACGAGCAUAUCCGUCUACCUGGUGAUGAAGAAGCGUCGGACAUCGAGGCGCGCAAGAAACUGGCAUCAAUAGGUCCUAGUCGUGGCGCCCGUAUACCUCGCCACCUUACGAGUAAAUCGCGGCGAGUCAUGUCGUGGAUUUGGACGGCUCCUGGCGCAUUUGACAAUGAAGAAGAACAAUUGCAUACUUCUAUGAAAGUGGAGUGGGCGAGGGCCUUCGCUCGCAAGACGCGUUGGAACGAGGAAGUCAUGUUGCUGGAAGAAGAGAUGCGGCGAGUCCUAAGAUAUCUCGAAUGGGAAGCGAAGUGGUGGCGAGAGCAAAGUCAACGAAGGGAGAAUCUGGAAGCGGAGUUGAGUGCCGGUCUCCAUGCUUAUGCGCUCAAGUCGGCCGCAGAGCGAGAACGUGUAUUGGGUCACUUUCGGCUGAAAUGGCAGGCCAACGAGAAGAGUGUACUCAACGAAUUAGAGACCUUGGCAAGUAUCGCUAGUCUUGAAGAAUAA
This is a messenger RNA of Mycena indigotica, 3129 nucleotides long. RefSeq names its product CxC2 domain-containing protein. The transcript is spliced from 12 exons. Bases 1 to 3129 code for a protein of 1042 amino acids. NCBI's taxonomy places the organism in Eukaryota, Fungi, Basidiomycota, Agaricomycetes, Agaricales, Mycenaceae. The record is from RefSeq and is a predicted model, not a curated record.